Messenger RNA from Psylliodes chrysocephalus, 699 nucleotides. The record is from the annotation of a GenBank genome assembly. NCBI's taxonomy places the organism in Eukaryota, Metazoa, Arthropoda, Insecta, Coleoptera, Chrysomelidae.
AUGUGGGGUGUAAAAUUUAUUGGUAUAUUGGCUUUAGCAUUUGUUGUCUGUGCCACUGACCUCGAAGAAGGUUUGGCCAUCAUGGCUUGUGCCAGUAGAGCUAUGAAAGUUGGAGUUCCUUCAUUGGGCAUUCCAACCUAUAAUCCUCUUAAGCUGAAAGAUAUAAUUUUUGAAAGCGACGACUACCCAUUGGUGUUCAAAUUCGAAUUCGAUAACAUAACCUGGGCGGGUCUUCCCAACUGGAACUUGUCGGCAAUCCAAAAAAGCAAAGACUCUGACAGCGAUGCUGUCUUCGAUUACGAACUCUACUGGAAACAUAUAGAAUUCGGUGCAAAAGUCUACAAUGAAUCUGUCGUCUCCGAAAUUUUCAAGAUUGAAUUGGAAGACACUACAUGGAAAGGUGAUUUCAAGGUAACCAAACCAAAUGAACACAGCAACGGUACCAUUAAUAAAGUUGGAGUCCGAUGGGAGACCAAAAAUAUAACUGCAAGUUAUACUACAUCUGACGACGAGGAAGUUAAAAUAUUUCCGGAAGAAUUUAUCAAAAUUAUUCAGGAUAAAAUAGAAAGUGACAAUCUUAGAAACUAUAUUGGAGACCAAAUUUAUGAGAGUCUUGAGGACGUAUGGUGGAACACUGGAAAAGUGUGGGACCUCGUUCAAUGGUGCGAAGACAACCCAGAUAAUUCUGCCGUUUAUUAG